Molecule: messenger RNA, 951 nt
Organism: Penicillium macrosclerotiorum
Lineage: Eukaryota; Fungi; Ascomycota; Eurotiomycetes; Eurotiales; Aspergillaceae
Product: MDR family MFS transporter
Exons: 5
Coding region: 1-951 (316 amino acids)
Biological process (GO): transmembrane transport
Molecular function (GO): transmembrane transporter activity
Source: RefSeq, a predicted model, not a curated record
AUGGCUGUUGCCGUUCCGCGGAUCACAGAUGACUUCCACGCACUCAAUGAUGUUGGCUGGUAUGCCUCGUCGUACCUACUCACGACUUGCUCCUUCCAAUUGCUGUACGGCAAGUUUUACACUCUCUUCCAAGUCAAAUGGGUCUAUCUGUCCGCCUUAUUUCUUUUCGAGCUGGGCUCCCUGAUCUGCGGUAUCGCGCCUAGCUCAACUACAUUGCUUGUUGGACGAGCCGUCGCGGGCCUGGGAAGUGCUGGUAUGUUUACCGGCGCGUUGGUGACUCUGGCGCACACGGUCGAGGUAGAAAAGCGCCCGAUUUUCUUCAGCAUGCUCGGAGGCAUGUACGGGAUCGCGUCAGUCGCUGUACCAUUGUUGGGCGGUGCCUUUACCGAUCACGCCACUUGGAGAUGGUGCUUCUAUAUAAACCUUCCUCUCGGCGCGGAGAGAAGCCAGAAGACCCCAAUGGACAUCUUCUUAGAUUUAGACCCGAUGGGAACCGUCAUCUUCGUCCCUGCCAUUGUUUGUCUGCUCCUUGCGCUCCAGUGGGGAGGAGUCACCUACGAAUGGUCCAACGGCCGAAUCAUAGCCUUGUUCGUGAUCUUUGGAUUGGCUGUUUUCGCAUUCAUCGCCCUCCAAGUCGUGCUUGGAAAUAAAGCGACUGUGCCCACCGAGAUUGCUCGUCAACGAACCAUUGCCUUUGCAUCUUUCUUCGGUCUUUGCAUUGGAGGCUCGUUCUUGAUCAUGAUCUAUUACAUUCCAACCUGGUUCCAAGCCAUUCGUGGCGUCACGGCCGUGCGCUCUGGUAUCGACUCCCUUCCCAUGAUCCUGUCCAAUGUCAUCGGCAUCAUCUUAUCUGGCGGACUGACAACCAAAUUCGGCUACAACGCACCAUUCUUCAUCGCCAGCAGCAUCAUCAUGUCAAUCGGAGCAGGACUCGUCACUAGGGCUCACUGA